GUAGAAGAAGAAGAAAACGCGACAAAAAAAAAAUCGAAAGAGGAACAGCAGCCUUAAGCUGAUGUAAAAGCAGCAAGUGACAGAGCAAUAAUGUUUUCUCUACGUGUCUCUGUGAACUGAAGUGAGUUUCCAAGAAGAAGUAGGACUGACAGACAGACAUGUUUUACGCCGUAGACUUCAUAUCGUGUUGUAGGCUAUGAGUUUGUGUGAUGGAGGACGGUCAGUGUGGGGACGUGGACUACCUGAUCCAAGAUGAGGAUACACUAAUUGAAGGUGUCAGCAACCAGGUUUUAUUUGUUGUAGUCCUCAGUAUCACCUUUCUGGCAGGUCUGCUCACUCUACUCUGUAGACAAGAGCAGCAAAAUAUUCAUCCUGAGAAUCAGGAGCAUGUUCGGGCUGUCCGACAGCAGCUCCAAACAGAACAGGAUGAAAAUCCUCAGGCAGAGGCAAGGCAGCAGUAUUACACAGACAUGUCUUGUCCUGUGUGUUUGCAGCAGGCUGUUCUGCCUGUGGAAACUAACUGUGGACACCUGUUUUGUGGCUCCUGUAUCGUAGCCUACUGGAGGUAUGGCACCUGGCUGGGAGCUAUCAACUGCCCAAUCUGUAGACAAAUGGUGACAUUGCUCUUCCCAUUAUUUCAUGAGCAUGCUGCUCCUCAGAGGGUCGGGGAUGGGGAAGCUGAACCUCAGCUUAUAUUAAGAGACAUUAAUGAUUACAACCGCAGGUUUUCAGGCCAGCCAAGAUCUCUUAUGGACAGGCUGCGAGAUGUGCCAACCCUGCUUCGUCAUGCCUUCAGAGAGAUGUUUUCUGUAGGAGGCCUCUUCUGGAUGUUCAGGAUUCGAAUUCUUCUCUGCCUAGUCGGCGCAAUCACCUACCUGGCUUCACCACUUGACAUCCUUCCGGAGGCACUUUUUGGUCUGCUUGGAUUCAUGGACGAUUUCUUUGUGAUCCUGCUGCUCUUUGUGUACAUCUCUAUCAUGUACAGAGAGGUGGUUACACAGAGACUGAAUGGCUAAGGUCUAGAUCAAAAAGAGGCCUUAGCUCACUAAAAUGAGACCUGAAUACAGUGAACUCAACAUCUGAUGUGUUGACACUUUUUAAAAGAAUGGUCUGAGGACAACUGAUCAAUAACACUUUUCUCAAAAGGUUUUACUCUAAUGCUUGUGAUGUUACUUCAUCUGUGGAGAAGGUUUAGCAAAGGGUUUAUUUCAGAAUGUUUUGCACGUAGAGUGAGUUCUAGUGGUUCAGUGAUGGAAUCAGUUGUUGUUUUCUUUGCCAACAACUUUAUAAUAUGAAAAAGGAUGUAUUGUGAUGAGAUGCUGUGAAUAUAAUUCUUCAGUCAGAUUCUGCUGUAAGCCAGACAACAUCCUUUUGGCUUUGUCAGACCUAGCUAGUGGUGCCAGUUCUAUGACAAUAUUGCCAAAGUGUCAAUUUAAUUGUAACUUAAUUUUAAUGAUGACAUUUUUGUCAUGGCAGGUGAUUUCAUGUAUAGAACGUGUUUGAACCACAAGAAUGUCAUUAAUUCUAAUGUAUGCAUUUAAAUUUGGUUAUCUGCUGCAUCUGUAUCACCAUACCACCAAUGGGGUUUGGUUUUUUUUCUUUCCCAUGAAUCACAUUGUGGCACUUAACAGCUUGUUGGAUACUGAUGCACAAAUUUAAGUACUCUUGUGACUGUGCAUAUUUAUACUGUCCCAUAAAACAGCUCAAGCUUUUCAUGCUUGGCCAAAAAAAAAAAAAAAUCACUGGAAUAUUUCACCUGCAUUAUCAUGGCUCUACAUUUUUUGUCCAAUCUCUGAAGUUUUGAAACUUCCUGUGUAGAUGUGAACUGAUAAUGCAAAGGGUAACAGUUAACUUGCAAUACAUGUUGAAUGUAAACUCUCUAAAGUUUUGAGUGUUCUCUUUAUGUUUCUUUUUUAAUGAGUUUGGAUGUUACCAAAUGUACAGUCCUCCUCAUGCUCAGAUUUGGUGGUUGAGCACAAAGCUUUCAGUCAUUUCAAACUACUUCAGAAAUGUCUAUGUCCCACUUUUUUUUAAAUUUAUAAUCAAAAUAAAAUAGUUGAAGGUUUGAA
Messenger RNA from Sphaeramia orbicularis (orbiculate cardinalfish), 2069 nucleotides. It is a transcript of the gene rnf170, whose product is annotated as ring finger protein 170. The record is from RefSeq and is a predicted model, not a curated record. Gene Ontology annotation, molecular function: ubiquitin protein ligase activity. Bases 210 to 1016 code for a protein of 268 amino acids. NCBI's taxonomy places the organism in Eukaryota, Metazoa, Chordata, Actinopteri, Kurtiformes, Apogonidae. The transcript has 7 exons.